CAGAGGCAGGAACAGCACCGGCAGCACCGCGGCGGGACAGCAUCAGAUGGGCAUGGGGACGGCGCUGGCGGCGCGGCUCGGCCUGGGGCUCCUGCUCCUCGCCCUCCUCCUUCCCACGCAGGUGAGCCCCGGAGCGGCUCGGCGCUUUCCCCUGCCGGCCCCAGGGCGAGACCCUCCCGUCCGCGGCGGCCGCCUCGGGAGCGGCGGAGGGGCGGGUUUCUCCCGAGAGGAGCUCCCGCUCGUGUGCGCCGUCCCGGAGCCCGCCGCGGCGCCCCGUGGGUGGCCGUGGGAGGCGGGCGGCUCCUCCGCCCCGGGGCCGGAGGAACGAGAACGAGCCCGGGCAGCCCCGGCUGCGGAUGGGCGGAGUGGCGAGCCCGGAGCUCUGGGGUGGUGGUAGCGCUGCCGUGGAUUAUCCCAGUCAAAUCAAAAAAGACGAAGUUGGAGUUCGCUGCCUUUUUUAUUUUUUUUUUAUUUUUUUUUCCCCUCCCCUUUGGGGUCCUCGAGGCAAAGCCGCCGAACAGCGUGAGCGGCAGCUGAGCGUUCAUUUAUUUCCCCGCUGAUUAGAGGGACAAUGAUCCCUCCAAACCCGAGACAGCCCCGGGAGGACACGAGUUUUGUAGAGGGACCUGGGUCCAUCCUCCCCUCACCGAAGAUGCGGGGCUUUGGGUCCCGUCCUGGGCUCGGUUCUCGGCACGAGUGGGAGG
This is a messenger RNA of Cinclus cinclus, 704 nucleotides long. RefSeq names its product CD24 molecule (gene CD24). The transcript has a single exon. Gene Ontology annotation, biological process: cell adhesion. NCBI's taxonomy places the organism in Eukaryota, Metazoa, Chordata, Aves, Passeriformes, Cinclidae. The record is from RefSeq and is a predicted model, not a curated record. The coding region runs from base 47 to 397 and encodes 116 amino acids.